Anopheles funestus (African malaria mosquito) is the source of this 7428-nucleotide messenger RNA. RefSeq names its product chymotrypsin-1-like. NCBI's taxonomy places the organism in Eukaryota, Metazoa, Arthropoda, Insecta, Diptera, Culicidae. The coding region runs from base 6183 to 7226 and encodes 347 amino acids. The record is from RefSeq and is a predicted model, not a curated record. The transcript is spliced from 3 exons. Gene Ontology annotation, biological process: proteolysis. Gene Ontology annotation, molecular function: serine-type endopeptidase activity.
UGGUGGACUGAUUCACGUUCGAUUUUGUGUUUUUUGGUGGCAUCCUUCUAAACCGGGAAACCUUCCCUAUCCACACAAACAAACGUGUUCACGGUGAAAGGGAAGCAAAAAAAAAAUGGCACCCCAUAAAUAAUAAUUGCCAUCAUGUGUAUGUGUAUCUACACGGUUUCGGUUCCGGUUGCAGAACGGGGCCAGUAAAGGAAAACCGUCGGUGGCACGCAGAACACAACGAGGAAACAUUAACGCAAUCGUAUUUCAGUUGAUUUAUGCUACCGCGGUGCACAAAACUCAUCCCGGCAAAAAAAGAAAAAAAUAAAUUGUGUGGGCUUUUGUGAAUUUGUGAAAAAGAAGUGCAACCGAGAGAGAGAGAGAAGGGGAAAAAGAAAUAAUCAUAAAAGUAAACCCUGAAGUAUGGGUCAGCGGAAUGGCGGAAUAGAAAAGAUACAAUGUGACACAUAUGUAUAUCGUGGACAUUCGCGGUCUAUUACACCUACAGCUAGGCAAGCGCAAGGUAGAAUUUUCCCCCCAGGAAUGAUUUGCGAAAAAAAAGGUUUAGAAAAUAAAAAAAAAGAAAGGUGACGAAUCGUAAUUAUCCCGUACAUAUUGGAGAAGUGACCUUCUGAUACUACCACCGGGGUGAGUACCGGGACACUUUCGCGCGCGCGUUCCAACAAAACCUCCCCCUGCGUUAAAUGAAAUUGCCAACGGGGAAAAAACCAUCCCUCCACCUGUAAUGAACAUAUGAGAUAUGAAUUUCAAUUAAAACUGAAAAGGUUCACUUGUGAACCUGUGUCGCGGUACAAAGUUUUCCUUGUUGGGGUUUUCCAUUUUAGUUUUUUUUCUCUUUAAAUAUAUGUUGUCAGUGAGCGAAAUAUUGCACCUUUGGCUUGGUCGUCGUUCAGGUCGAGCUCGCGCGCUCCGAAUGAUUAGUUGGAUGCACGAUUUGGUUUUUACUUUUGCUGUUUCCUUUUCUGGUGUCUAAAGUUAUUACCGUUCGUGGUGCCUUUUUUUGUUUUGCUUCUACCAUAACACCACGUUUUGUGGUGCGAAACAAAAACCUUGCGCCGCUAGUUGUGUCGUGGCAAAAGGUGUCAGGAUGUAUGAAAAAUGCAUCGCUUCAUCUGCAGUUUUGUCAGAUCGACUUCACGUACAGACACACACACGUUGGGCGCUGAAUUUGUGAUGAACGUGGGUUCCCUUCGGUUGGUUCGAUUUCGGAGGGGGAAAUUUUAGGAUUUUUCCCCGCCUUUCCUAUCUAACAUUGUAUAGCGGACACAGGGUGGAUCAGAAAGAAGAAAAAAAUCAAAACACACCGUAUGAAAAUUCUCCACGAUCUGUCCCCGGCUAGAUGGUGAUCCUGUAUAGCGUAUAAAUAUAAAUAAAAAAUAUCCUUCUCUGGCACAGGUGCGCAUACGGUUAGCUGUUUUCAUUGGGGUCGCGGUCUCUGGGUACUCUCGUUUCACGUGUCCAGGUGUGCGAACAUUAUUAUUCAUAAAUGUCUGCAUCAUCUCGCUGAUGGCAGGAAUCCUGAUCACCGAUGGGACAUUUUUAACCCCCCAACGCGUGCAUGUGCAAAAUGGCGCACAGCGAGAAAAAAAGGGAAAUUCUCUAAUCCACAGCUGUCAGAGCGUCGUUCGCAAUUUUCAACCAUCUACGGUGGGCCAUGUCAUUUCGCAAAUUCCCGGAUUUUUUUUGUUUUUUGAGGAGAAACUAAUUCUAGUUAGUUUUGAAAUAUUUUUGAACCCAAUUUUUUCCAAUAUCUCUUCUCACGAAAUUCUUCACGUUUGAUCGAUCGCCUUUGACACACAAAUGUACGUCACAGCGAGUCACAUAGGGGACAAAGAUGAACGAAAUGGCGGAGAAGGCAAAUUAAAUGGCGGUUGAUUUAUGAUGCGUUUCAUCGUGCGCCGUCUAUAGCGGGACAUUAGCUACCGAUUUAUGCAACUAAAUUGAAUGCCCGUUUCGAGACUGCAAGAUAUGAUCCAAAUUUAUAGCAUCCCGUCAUCCUCGUUGUGUAUUUGUUUUCCUUUUUAAUCGAUGAAUUUAUAAUCCCAUUCAUCUCUUCCUCCUCGCCGUCCGGAUGGUUUGAUAAGUUGCAUUCGUUUCCAAGCAGCGUGAUGCACGCAGUACUGCUACUACUGUACCAUUAAAAUAGUUUAUUUAUUAGGGCCACCCUUUUUCUUUUUGUCCCCAAAACUUUCGUGACACUCCCCAGGAGCUGGUCCCUUUUGCAAGAUUUGGAAACCCUCACCAGGGGCGGUUAUAUCGGUUCAAAUUGCUUGCCCGAUAACCGAACGGAACCGAGCAGGCAACGAGAAUAGAGCGAUAAAUUCCAAUGUUUACACUAAUCAUGAGCGAGCUACCCACGGUUGGAACGUUUCUUUACAUUUAAUUAAAACAUAUCAUAUUAAUUUGUGGCAAAAGGUCGUCAGCCCACGAUUACGAUUGGAACUAGCCGUCUGUCCAGGGUUAACGUAAUCAUAACCGAUAAGAGAUCUGCUAGACCUUUAGGCGGUUGUGGUAUUUUGUUGGUAAUCAUUCCUCCUAAAUCUGUCACAGCUUGUUCCGAUGGUGCCGCUCAUCGCACGGCUGGGGGUCACGGCUUCCAGCAAAAGCGCAAGCACCCUAGCAAGAAAAAAAAACCUAUGGCACGGUGUGCCAGAUGUGCCCAAUCGGGUUUGGGAAAAUAUUUUGCAUUCUCGUUAAUUAAGCGAGAAACGUUCGGCUGUGUCAUCGUUAGCUCGCAAAACACCAAUCAACAACUCGCGAAUUCCGGACAUUCAGCACAGGAAAACAUCUCCACAAAGGCGCCUUUUCAUUGUGUUGGAAUAGGAUUAGAAAAAAGUCGUUUUUUUUUGGGUGCGUUUAUUCUAUUUCCAUGUGUGUUUUACAAUGUCCCCGUAGUCAGUAGCUGGAAGGGGUAAGCAUAUGAGUUAAAAUUCACCCCAAUAAAUCUGGGAUACAGUAUACCUACUGUUCUCUACAGUUCUCCAGUGCUCUAUGCAAAUGGCAAAGAUCCUCAAAAGCUACAACUAAAAAGUAAGUCUAAAGCUAAAGCCUCCCAAAACCCGAACGCUCUGCCUAAUACGCUCCAAAAAUUCCAAACAGUCCAUAAGAAAUAUGCCCAAAUUUAUGACAGUGUUGAGUCAUUAAUGGAUCUGGGCUGCGUGGAGUGGAAGUUUUUUGGAAAAUGCCUGAAAUUUAUUAUCCAAUCAAGCUUGUCUGGGUAUUGGAGGAGAGGAGUCGGCGAUUCCCAAGGUACACGAGGGACACAGUCCGCAUUAAUUCCGAAACACGCCGAACGGUAUCUUCGGCAUGCAACAACCGGGGCAGCAUUCCUAGAGAACACCAGCUUACGCUUUUACGUGGAAUCUCCCGUCGACGGGAGGGACAUAGAUAUACGCUAUGGCAGACUGUGAAAGCGGUAUCGCCCACUUGCUAGAAUAAGCGCCACCGCAAAGGGGUUGCCAUAGCAGGUAGCAAGGUUUUGAGUCCCGAUCCACCCCACUGAAAGAAAAAGGAAAACCGACCGCUUUUUUGCACUUCGUGAUGACCCUUUUUCCAAUAUUUUGACCCUAGUAGUACCCACUUGGCAGAAAUCGCAUGAGAGGGGGGAAAUUUCUUCAUUCUCGCUACCCCUGACCCUCACUUUCGAGCGAUCGUACGACAAACUCUCACUCCACCACCCUACCUCACUCACACACGCUCCCAUAUUCUAUGUAAACCCUCACCGCAACCUGCGUCACCAACCCACCCCACACCUGAACGGUCCCAUACUCGAAGUGUUAGACAAUUUUGGGUUCCACACUUUGAAGCCUGUCGAGGAGUGUGGCACUAUAUUGUUUUUCGCUGUCUCCUUUCUUUCACUGCAAAAUUGCUUUUGCCCUGUCUUUGGCGUAUUCAUAUGAGUUUGGCCUUUGGUGGAGGCGGAGGUGUGUGCGCAAGCGUUAUCGUGUUUUGUGAAGUGAUUCUUUGCUCCGUGAAUCCCAUCGAGUCGAUCAGCUGAUGGAAAGAGUUUGGCCGUGAAGCGGAAAGGGUGAAGCCGGAGUUAAACCGCAGGAUGGCAGGACAAAUCACAUCGGAGAGAGUGCUGAAUAUUCGACGUCUUGAGAGAAACCUCUGCCGAACAUAAGAACCCCAUCCCACCGUCCGCUUCGCAGAACGCCGGCAGUUUUUUUACCUGUUCGUCGCAUGAUGAGCGUAUGUGCAAUAAAAAAAGGGAUCGUAUGUAUUUCCUGGUAAUUAUUUCGUUCACGGUCGUGGUGUGUUCGGGACGAGGGUGUCCCGAAUGCAGCAAUAGGAAAGAAAGGGAAAGCGAGAAAAAAAAAGCGAAGGAAAGAACGGGACACACUGAAGCUUAUUAGGCUACCAACGCUUAUUAUAAAUAAGCCUGCAAGCUUGCAGGCUAUAUACAAGCGUACAUACGGCAUACGCCCCGCCCCUGUACCCGAUUCCCCCACCCCCGCGAACGAUCCACGAACGAGGCUUACUAAGUUGCUAGUAAGCCUUUAAUAAGCCGGCUAAUAAGCCGCAAUGUCGUACGACUUUUGCCAAGUGGGUAGUACCCUGGUACUUACGAAACCGAACCAUUAGAUGUACUUGAACUUCGUUUUUCCCAUUUACCCCUUUACACGGGGAGAGAACCGCACGAACUCCUUCCCAUUAAAGUGUCAUUUCAAAUUACAAAAUUACGUCUUCAGACCGGUGCCGGAUCCGUUUUACUGGCCGUAGUUUCCAAUUUCCAUCUGUGACGACGCGUACAUGCCCAAUUGCUUCUGACAGUGGCCAUAUUAGCCACGCCAUGUGUACCAUAUGUGACCUGCUUAACCUCCCCCCAACCCAUCGGGGAAAGACUAAGCAAAGAGAGCAAACGGUGCAAACACACACGAUGCCCUUUUGCAAAGUUCUUCAACUUGGAAUGGCCAGUGGGAAAAAGGCUAAAGGAACGAAAUGAGUUUUCGGUUAACCGCGCCGUGUCAUAAAUAAAGGUUAGCUUUAGAUGGUCCAACGUUCUAAACCCGAAAUGGAGGUACACAUUUGCCCAAAUGAGAUUAUUGGAAAAAAGGGACUGGGAAAGUCAGAAACUAGUGAGUAACUUCCAGUUUUUCUCCUUUUGUUGAAAAAUUAAUUGCAGAAGUGGUCAAAAUGUUCCAAUUUAGCAUUCUAAAAUUAGUUCAACAUUGGCUGAGUUAUAAAACAUAUUCAAGGAUUAAUGUCUGAUUAGUCCGAAACACCUCAGCAAGGGACGGCUGUACUCUCCAUUUUCAGCUGUUCCAUCUGACCAACACACGCAGAACAGCGGCAAACUACGCCCACGUUGCACUUCUCCGCUGCGGCCAGAAAAGACAGACUUACCCUCCCGUGAAAAUCAUAACCACAAAAAACACAGGCCAACAAAAUUGCAAUCCGGAAUUGCAGCCGAAAUGUUUGCCGACCUUCUCUCAGGGAGCCGUCCCAACAGCAGACGAUGGAGCGAAGGGUGUGUUUCCCCUACCGCGUUUAGCGAUGAGCAAGGGAUAAAUUAUGUUCGGCGGAUUCGUGUCACACAGACACUUGUGCAAGAUGCAAGAGUCCGGCCAUACGGAAAUUAAUUAUCAAGAUUUUGCACACAUCCCCUUACCACUUUGUGUGUGUGCGUUCCCUUGAACUCGAUUCAACGGAGCUACUAGUGAGACGAAGCGGUCCCAACUGUUUUGGCAUCCUGUCAACACGGUACACGCUGGCCCAGUUUUUGGUAGUUGCCUAGUUUUUUGUUGAAACUCCCGUCAAGCAAACUGGCACUUCUGGCACACAUUAUCACACCUCAUGUACUCCAUGGUACACACAAAAUUCAAUGAUUUACGGUGCAUGAAAUAUAGACACAAGAAGACCAAAAAAACAGCAUAUCUUUACGGCAAACUCACAGACGAUACUUAUCAAAAUUCCCACUAAAUCGCCGCCAACUGAUACAGUGCAGUGUUCGAAUUUAUCGUAACUCUGCUUAUCAUACUUUCGCGCGACCGAAUGUUUCAGAGUUAAUCCCGUUAAUCCUGCUGGCAAAAUGAUCUAGAUAUAGGAAUCCGACAUUCGUACAUCCAGAGUGCAAAUGAGUCGCACAACAGUGGCGUAGUUAGUUAUGUUUUAACGUUCCACCGAAGUUGGUGGUGAACUCAGUGAUACAUUUCCCCUGCUGAAGACACACAAUGGAUAGAAAAGUGCGAGUAGUUAGCAUCUUGCUCGGUUGUUUGGUGCUCUUUAGCCAUGGAGAACCUAUGGACGGUGGGUUCUUGGUCGAAGGUGGACAGGACGAGAUGUUGCGAGUGGAGGCGAACGCGAUAAAUUCCUUUCCGAUGGAAGAAGAUCCAGGCAACUUGCCCAUUAAAGGAUACAAGCUGCCUGAAGUGAAUCCUUUCCUGGUUGGAGGUGGACCAGCGCUAGCGGGCGCUUACCCGGCUCAGGUUGCCAUACUGAUCGGUCUGACAUCGUUCUGCGGUGGAUCGAUCCUGAACCAGAAUCACAUUCUCACCGCGGCUGGUUGUGUGCUGGAUGGGAAUAACCACUUGAUCGCCGCCAACCAGGUGACGGUACGUGCCGGUGUACUGACGGUGGAUCAAAAUGCACCGGCCCUUGCCGUCAACCGGAUCUUCCCCCAUCCACAGUACAACCCGUGGACGUUCGAGAACGAUAUUGCCGUGUUGCGGUUGACGAACAAUAUCGUGUUCCCGCAAGUUGCCACACCGAACAUGGCACCGGCCGAACUGAACCAUCGGAUCGUGCGUGAUUCUGAGGUUUGCCAGGUGUUGGGCUGGAACUGGUUGCCAGCCGCCCAGAAUGUACCGCUGCAGGUGUUGAAUGUAGUGUACGCACCGCGUGCUACCUGUACCAGCCAGCAUCAAGGAUUGCUGCGCGAUUCGAUGGCCUGCACGGAACUUACGGCUACGGCGCACGGUGUCUGUGCGGCGAACCGUGGAGGUGGUCUGUACUGUAACGAUCUGCUGACUGGUGUCGUCUCGUUCGGGUUCGGCUGUGGAGCGAACACCACGUACACGGUGUACACACAGGUCCGAUACUAUCAGCACUGGAUACAGCAGCAGUUUAUACGCACGGAUACACCAGUCGCCGGUCCAACUCCGAUUCCGGGUGUAGGUGGUGGCGGUGGCGGUGGCGGCGGAGGUAACGCCAGCACUAUUACCCUGUCCCUAGCAACCAUCAUCGUAGCGAUCGUAUCUGCCCUCUUCCUUAACUAAAUAAAAACCCCUAACAAUCGCCACACCAUCAGUAUCAAUAAAGUGUCCGUUAUACUAAACGAAACCAAAUAAAUGUACAACAACAGCUGUAGUGACACAGAGAAACAACCAAAAGCUAAAACUGUACGGAUUUUUAUUUUCUAACAGUUCAUUCGCUCACAGAUCAGUGCUUGGGUGGGCACGCAUUAGGCCAAAGAUAAAG